Molecule: messenger RNA, 447 nt
Organism: Saitoella complicata NRRL Y-17804
Lineage: Eukaryota; Fungi; Ascomycota; Saitoellomycetes; Saitoellales; Saitoellaceae
Product: ubiquitin-conjugating enzyme E2 13
Exons: 3
Coding region: 1-447 (148 amino acids)
Source: RefSeq, a predicted model, not a curated record
AUGGCUCUCCCAAGACGGAUCAUCAAGGAAACCGAACGCCUCCAAGCCGACCCAGUCCCCGGCAUCCUCGCUACCCCCCACGAAGACAACCUCCGCUACUUCGACGUCCUCGUCCUCGGUCCCUCUCAAUCCCCCUACGAAGGCGGCCGCUUCAAACUAGAGCUCUUCUUACCAGAAGAAUACCCAAUGUCUCCACCCAAAGUCCGGUUUUUGACCAAGAUUUAUCAUCCUAAUAUCGAUAAGUUGGGGAGGAUUUGUAUGGAUACGUUGAAGGGGAAUUGGAGUCCGGCGUUGCAGAUUAGGACUGUGUUGUUAAGUGUGCAGAGUUUGUUGAGUUCGCCUAAUCCUGAUGAUCCGCUUGCUGCAGACGUGGCGAGACAUUUCAAGGAGGACGAGGAUGGUGCGUUGAGGGUUGCGAGGGAGUGGACGGAGAAGUACGCCAAGUAA